CUGCGGUUUCAGCCAUGCGCGUCCCGGCCGCCUCCCUGGCCAUCGCACUCCUGGCCAUCGCCAUCGCAACCGCCGCCAUCAGCAUCGUCUCUGCAGAGGUUGCUGCCAACAUGGCAUGCUCAAGCCUGCUCGUGACGGAAAUCCUCUUCCGGCCCGCACAAGUGGCCGCUUCCAUCAAGGACGGGCUCCGUUACAUCAAGCUCACCAACACGGGUGCCACCACGAUCGACCUGCAAGGCCUGACGCUGGCAACAGCCUCCUCAUCAAGUCACACAACAUUGUCGACGUCGCUGCUCCUCCAGAGUGGCGAGUGUGCCAUCCUGGCAAGCUCACUCGCCGCAAACUCGCCCUUCAACAGCUCCGCUCCGGGCCUUGGCAUCAGGGUUGACUGGGCCUGGGACCCGCAAAUUUCAGGUCUGAGUGCAACAGGCGACACAAUCAGCAUUCUCAGCGGACCCUUCACAUGCACGGAAAUCUCAUACUCUGUGACGGCGCCGUGGCCGAACGUUCCGCCUGGCGUGUCCAUCCUGCUGAACGACACCCAGAGUGAUCCAAGUGUCGGAUGGUCCUGGACGACCGCCGACGUCACCGACAUCAUCCCCGGAACAGAUGUGGCCGAUCCACAAUCCGCCAGCUUUGGCCGGCCGUUUUGCGCCUGUUCGUCCUGUUUGGCGUCGUCGUCGUCGUCGUCGUCGUCGUCGUCGUCUGUUUCGUUGCAAGCGUCGUCAUCAACGCCUUCUCCUUCCCCGGCGUCUUGCACAAAUCUUGUUGUUUCGGAAAUCUACAACAACGGCUGGAACCAAAAAGCAGUCUACUUGAAACUCUCCAAUGUCGGGAGCCAACCUAUCGACCUGCAAAGCCUACAAUUCCUGUUCAAAUCAACCCAACUGAUAAUCGGCACUUCGCUCGUUGUGCCUGGGUACGGCUGCAUAUUGCUCGGCUCUCGUGUUGCGGGACAACCAAUCAUCAGCGACUCGAGCAACUCCGGCCUGGGACUUUCUCUCCAUUACACUUGGAAUACUGCACAACCUGUACUCGCGUCAAGUGGUGGUUAUGUUAAAAUCUUCAAGAGCGGCAGCCCCUGCGCGGGCGUCACGUACAAUGCGAGUUAUCCUUGGCCCACGCCCGACCGAGGCCGUGCCAUCCAACUGAACAACUUUGGAGCGCCGGACGCGGGAUUGUCGUGGAGCGUAGCUACUAAUGUCAUUCCCGUGUUGCAACUCCAUCUUUGA
This is a messenger RNA of Capsaspora owczarzaki ATCC 30864, 1232 nucleotides long. RefSeq lists its product as hypothetical. Lineage: Eukaryota; Filasterea; Ministeriida; Capsasporidae. The record is from RefSeq and is a predicted model, not a curated record. The transcript has 2 exons. The coding region runs from base 15 to 1232 and encodes 405 amino acids.